This is a messenger RNA of Trichomycterus rosablanca, 658 nucleotides long. It is a transcript of the gene arf3b, whose product is annotated as ADP-ribosylation factor 3b. Gene Ontology annotation, molecular function: GTPase activity; GTP binding. The record is from RefSeq and is a predicted model, not a curated record. The transcript is spliced from 5 exons. Gene Ontology annotation, biological process: vesicle-mediated transport; intracellular protein transport. Gene Ontology annotation, cellular component: cytoplasm; plasma membrane. Bases 80 to 625 code for a protein of 181 amino acids. NCBI's taxonomy places the organism in Eukaryota, Metazoa, Chordata, Actinopteri, Siluriformes, Trichomycteridae.
CUCCGGCCGCUCUCUGUGUGCGAAAUCGGCUGGUGUCAUCCUCAGAGAUUGCUGGUCUGAAGAAUCUCGCUGCUGAAUCAUGGGGAAUAUUUUUGGUAAUCUAUUAAAGAGCCUCAUAGGAAAAAAAGAGAUGAGGAUUCUGAUGGUUGGCUUGGAUGCAGCUGGUAAAACAACCAUUCUGUACAAACUCAAACUGGGUGAAAUUGUUACCACCAUUCCAACAAUUGGGUUUAAUGUGGAGACAGUAGAGUAUAAGAACAUCAGUUUUACCGUGUGGGAUGUGGGCGGUCAGGAUAAAAUUAGGCCUCUUUGGAGACACUACUUCCAAAAUACACAAGGUCUGAUUUUCGUGGUGGACAGUAAUGAUCGAGAGCGAGUAAAUGAAGCCCGGGAGGAGCUGAUGAGGAUGCUGGCAGAGGAUGAACUGCGUGAUGCUGUUUUGCUGGUUUUUGCCAACAAACAGGACCUGCCUAAUGCAAUGAAUGCAGCUGAGAUCACAGAUAAACUGGGCCUGCACUCGCUGCGUCACCGCAACUGGUACAUCCAGGCAACCUGCGCCACCAGUGGUGACGGCCUGUACGAGGGCCUCGACUGGCUGGCUAAUCAGCUGAAGAACAAGAAGUGAGGGUCUCAAUCAGGUCUGGAGGGCUUAUUUAGG